AUGUUCAGCUCUAUCUCGAGGAUAUUCACCGGACAUACGCCAUCCAAGCACUCGUCUCCUGGUCCACAAAGACCAGACGUUGAAGAAUCCAUCGACAGAACUUUUCCUUCCACCGCGCCUGCCGAGUACCCCGAUGGUAUCGACGAUCGUCAGUUAGCAAGAAUGGCGUCGCAAGAUUGGGACCGAGAUACCGCCUUGAAUUUGCCCAACGGCUCCGACAACGACGAAGCUUUCGAUGACGAGGUUCCCGAUGGCAUCACCGACGACUACGUAGACCCCUUCGCCUCCAUGCAGCCCUUCUCCACACAGGCAGUGCUUGACGAAGACGUCACUGCGCCCACCUACGCAUCGAGUGACGAUGCCUCCGUAAAAAAAAAGAAGGCCAAGAAGGGGAAGAAGUCCGACGAGAAAAAGACUCGUACGAAGAAGGGAAAGAGCAAGAGAAAGUCCUCCGACUUGGAUCAACCCGGACUGCCCCUCCCAACCCCUAUCACAAGCGGCCCCACGAGCCAUUCUGCUGCCGAAGAAGCAAUGGUGAUCGACGGCGAAGCCCACGAUGAACAGGAUGCCGUGGCCCAACAGCAGAAGAAGCGUAAGCGCAAAGCGCGGAACGAAAAUGACUCGAGCGAGGGCCAAGACCCUACUCGCCAAAAGAAGAAAAAGAGACGUGCCGCCCUCGAGGACAUCCAAGACGUCGACAUGGACUCGCAGCCUGAAGAGAGCGUGCCCGAAUCACCCGUUCAGCCCGUCGCAAACGGCAUGAAGGUUCAAAGUCCUGCCUACCAACCCGACCCUGCCCCAGACUCGACCUUGAAGUCCGAGCCCCAGCGAUCGCAGCUCCUAGGAGUCUCGAGACAGCUAUUCAGCAAACCCUCCGGCACACCCGCUCUUGAUGCAAGCGACGACGAUAACCCCGUCUCCAUGUCGUCCCCGAGCGUUGCUGCGCAGAGACGGAGGAGCAUGUCACGGGGAUCCCAGAUUUCUGUCCUGAGGCAAAAUCUUGCUCGAGAAGCCGCGUCGCAGUCCGCUCCAAGUUCGCAGGUGGCUGAGUCUUCCGACGAGGCCCCACGUGAACACGGAGAGAGUGCGUUAGAAUCCGACGCUGGAUCCCUUGCCGAUAAUCUCCCGCCAUCUUCUCAGCCACCCAGAGAGGACACGCCAAGCUCGGACGAAGAGCCUCAGUUGCCCAUCAGGACCUUCCGUGAUACUUGGAACGAUCUCAACGGCAAGAAUGCCGGUAACCAGAAAGUCAGCGCCACGCCGCAAAAAACUACUCGUCGUCGGGCCGUCGAGGCUGGUGCAGAUAUCUCUGAAACCGGCAACCUGCUCAGUUCAGCCCAAAAGUCCAGUCGAUCUACAGCGUCCAAGCGCCAGCGUUCGAAGCCAGACUUCUUCGAGAACCCGCCCCAGGACAAGGAUGCUGGAAAGGACCAAGAUGACACAGGCAACCGAGAGACUGUUGACACACGUAAUACCGAGAAAAACGUGGCUGCUUUGACUGAGCCCCCAUCUACCGAGGUAGCCGAGCCUCCGAAGAAGCAGAAGAAGAAGACGCAAAAGUUGGCGUCGUCUCGCGCAUCGACAGCAGCCAACACAGCUACAACGAAGACAAAGGCUAGCAAGAAGGCGGCUUCUCUAGAAGCUGCAUCUCGCCAAGCUGCAGGCCAAUUUGUUACGGGCCAGUUCUCGAUCGACGAGAUGCGGACGCUUACGCAGGCCGUCGAGAAAUACCGCGACGAUCACGGUUUGUCGCAAAAAGAGGUGAACGACCUCAUUCAAAUGAAGAGCUACAGGAGGGGUCGAGAGCAAAGCCACCAAGGUGUCGAACACGACAACGAGCGGUUUCUGGCCAUGUGGGCCGAAAUCUGCGCUGCUCUUCCAAACAGGCGCCGUCAGAAGGUCAUCGACGUCGCCCGUCAAGAAUUCCACAACUUCGCAGCUCGAGGAGGAGGAUGGAAUGAUCAAGAGGAUGCUAGGCUGGAGGAGCUUCACACCAAGUACAACGGCUCUUGGGUCAAGAUUGCCGGAGAGAUGAACCGUCACCCCAACGAUGUCCGAGACCGUUAUCGAAACUACGUUAUUUGCGGCGGUAUCGAACGCUGGCAGAAGUGGACCGAGGAAGAGGAGCGGGAGCUGGUCGAGCAUGUCGUUACCUCGCUACGACGGAUUCAGAGGAUCCCCGGCAACCGAGACAAGGAGCCUCUAUCGCUGAUCAACUGGCAGUCUAUCAGCGAACUGAUGGGCCACAGGCGCAGUCGUCUUCAGUGUAUGAGAAAGUUCAAGAAGCUCAACGUGGAAGUGGGCCCUCGAGAUGUUUUGCAGUCUUCACAAGCCGCCUCGAGGGUCACCUGGGCAUUGGAGAAGGCUCGCAAGCAGAUCCAGGAAAUGCCACCCGAGGCCAAGUACGAACUAGUCAGCGCGAUUCUAGCUGGAGCGGCCGGCCGCGACAAAGCCAUCAGAUGGUCGAAGCUUGUCGACGUGUCGUUUCGCCGAAAAUGGCCCAGGCCAACGCUCAAGCUGCUGUGGCAUCGCCUGAAGCAACAGGUUCCAGGCUACGAGGGGAAGACGGUUAGAGACUGCGCCCGCUGGCUGCUUGAGGAUGCCGAGGCCAACAACCCACGAGACGCCCGGUUCCUCGAUGGUGGACACGCGGAUGGCGAUGCGGAGGAUGAAUCGAUGGUUGUUGACCCUCCGAAGAGGACGGUCGGUCGACGAGCCAACAAACCCAAGAACCUCAGCGAGGAGAUGGUGGUUGAUUCUGACGACUCGGACGACGAGGAGACCCGACUGACGGGCCUCGAUUCUCCUUCUGCUCAACAGCAGCCUUCCUCGGCGGCGGCGGCGUCGCAGCGAACUACCCCGUUCGUGGUCUGCUCACCGGAGGGUUCUCCUCGCACAUCUCCGUCGUUGCCACCCGCGGCAUCCCAAGACAAGUUUAGGCUGGCACCGACCGAGACUGGAGGCGUCAAGCCUAGCCCGGCUAAGAAGCGGAUCAGGCUUUCCGGCGGCAAGUCGGCACGGCAGCGUUCCAUCGAGGAAGAUGGUGGUUCGCCUGAACCCAUGGCCUCCCAGUACUCAGCGGCGGAGGAUAUACCGGACCGUCUCAAGGAGAAGAAGGAAUCAGCCAGGCGACGGAUCUCUUCGGGCAGCCGACUUCGAUCCACGGCAUCGCUUCAGCCAGAGUCGGUGCAAAACAGCGAUGUGGACGAAGACAUGCCACCGAUUCACGUGCCGCCCUCGACGCAGGCGGUGACGCGCAAGCGCAACAUGUUUAAACUAUCUCAGGGGAACUGGGCCAGGAAGACGGGAGCAAGCGUGCUGCCGGGCGAGGCGAUUGAGCCAACGGAAAGCACCAACGGACACACUGCUCAGGGGGAGAUUGACACGGCGGCGUCUACACCGGCCGCGAAGCCGCGUGAGGCGAAGCGCCGACGCAUGAACAGGGAAGUGGCAGAGUCACCAGCUUAG
This is a messenger RNA of Colletotrichum navitas, 3468 nucleotides long. RefSeq names its product myb-like DNA-binding domain-containing protein. Gene Ontology annotation, molecular function: transcription cis-regulatory region binding; DNA-binding transcription factor activity. The transcript has a single exon. Gene Ontology annotation, cellular component: nucleus. Gene Ontology annotation, biological process: regulation of DNA-templated transcription. Lineage: Eukaryota; Fungi; Ascomycota; Sordariomycetes; Glomerellales; Glomerellaceae. The record is from RefSeq and is a predicted model, not a curated record. Bases 1 to 3468 code for a protein of 1155 amino acids.